UCAGAAAACAACACAUCCACGGGACUGUUGAGAGACUUUGACGCAACACAAACACUCUCUCACAGAAGAGCCCAAAAUCAGGAAACCACAGCCAUAGACGGAGAUACCAUUAGAUAUAUAUUUAGUUAUUGACAAACAUACAAAAGAAGAAAGAAAUUCUCAAUUUCUGGGCCCACAAUGGAGACCGGCCAGUCCAGUGGAGCCCUAUCCGGCGACAAUCUCUCUUCCUUAUCAUCUACCCCGGCCACCAUCAUUUCCCGGUGGAGCUUCGCCGUGUGGCGGCGUUACCAGCACCUGCUUGAUAAGACGGUUCCUCAUAUCCUUUACCGAUGGAUCUCUUGUCUCUUCAUUGCGCUUAUCUAUGCCAUACGCGUGUACAUACUCCAGGGCUUCUACAUAAUCACAUACGGUCUUGGCAUCUACAUGCUUAACAACUUGAUAGGGUUUCUCUCUCCUCAGAUUGAUCCUGAGAUCCACGAUGGGCCCACACUCCCUACCCGUGGAUCCGAUGAGUUUCGCCCCUUCGUUCGCCGACUUCCCGAAUUCAAGUUUUGGUACUCUAUCAUCAAGGCUUUCAUCGUUGCUUUUAUCAUGACGUUCUUUGUCGUCUUUGAUGUACCUGUCUUUUGGCCAAUACUUCUUUUCUACUGGGUGUUACUUUUUAUUCUCACUAUGAGGAGACAGAUAAUGCACAUGAUCAAGUACAAAUACGUUCCAUUCUCUUUCGGUAAACAGCGAUAUGAUGGGAAGAAGCCACCUUCAAGUGACAACAUGCCCCUUCCUAGGGACUGAAUUUUUCAGGUGGAUUGUGUGAGGGCUUUGGAUGUUGUAGAAGUUAUUUUGACAAAUGACAGCUAAUCUUGGUGCAACGAGUGAUUAUCUUUGUUCCUCUGAUUCCCAGAUUUUUACUUGGCAAGCUUGCCCAUGUCAUAGAGGAUUUUACAAAGUGGUCCCUAAUGUUAUUUUCCAUGAAGAGCACGGUGUAUAGAGGGCAGCAUACUACAUUUCUUGAGCCAAAUUGUUAAUCUAACGACUUGUAGUUCAAAGAAGGAUAUGCCAGCCAAGGAAUGCAAAAGGAUUAUUGCUAAAAAUUGAGUUAUAAAUUGUUAUUUAUUUCGUUGAGAAAGCCUUGUUCUUAUUUAGAGAUGAGCAUUUUUUUAAUGUGAUAUUUCUCUAUCUUUUGGAUUGAUGUCUCUUGUCACAAA
Messenger RNA from Jatropha curcas, 1205 nucleotides. RefSeq names its product protein RER1A. The record is from RefSeq and is a predicted model, not a curated record. NCBI's taxonomy places the organism in Eukaryota, Viridiplantae, Streptophyta, Magnoliopsida, Malpighiales, Euphorbiaceae. Gene Ontology annotation, biological process: protein retention in ER lumen; retrograde vesicle-mediated transport, Golgi to endoplasmic reticulum. Gene Ontology annotation, cellular component: Golgi membrane.